CACACACCUACACACUCACACACCUGAAAACUGCACAAAACACACUUACACACACACACACCUGAACACACACACACACACACACACACACACACACACCUGCAGUGCCGCCCCUUACCUGUGCCACACCUGACGCCCAAAUCUGAAGGCGCCCACACCUGCACCGGCCGCCCUUCAGUCAUGUGGGGCCCUGUGAGAGCAGUGGCGGUGAUGGUGGUGGUCCUGCUAACCACUGCCUGCCACGGAGACACACAACAGGGACAGAGAGACAACAGGGGCACAUCGGCACUCCCUAACGAGAGGUCCACAGAGGCACAGUCAGACCCUCCCUUCAACGUUCUUAACCUCUUCAAGACGCCCUCAAACCUAGCUAGUCUAAUCUCCAAGGCAAUGAAGAAGGAGGAGGAAGAGGAGGAAGAGGAAGAGGAGAAUAAAGUGACCAACAUAACUCUAACAAUAGGAAACACUACAGAUGAGGAUUUUGGUGUUGUUUCCUCCACUUCUCUCCCUCCUUCUCGCUCUCCCUCCCUAGCUUCUCUCAUCUCCUCCAUUGCAUCCUCCAUCGCCUCCUCCUCCUCCUCCUCCUCCUCCUCCUCUUCCUCCUCCUCCUCCUCGUCCACCCUCGGCAGUGAUGUUCAGUUCUCGCCAGCCUCCUCCACUCAGUUCGGCGACCCAGGCACAGGAAGCAAGCUAGUUGACCUAUUCUCUGAGAUGACCGAGUACUCAGUUAGUGCCACGGAGGUCGCCCCUAUCGCUGGCGCCGGAGCUGUGGCACUGUUGGCACUGGGGGCACUCUUCGCUGUUCCCGUGGCGCCCGUUAUUCUCAGGCGCACUGGGGCUAGCGGGUGGUCGGGACUGCCCAGCCUGAGUGACGUGUGGGGCUGGUUCCGCGCAGAGGACCCCGUGGCAGAGGCGUGGGCUGACAACUACAACAAGGGGCUGGAGGUGGGCGGAGGGCAGUACGGCGGCUAUGCACAGAGAGAGCACUACAACUAUGACCACUACGACCACGGCAUUAGCGGAUCACAGUCUGAGCAGUACUUUGAGGGCCCCCAUGCCAACCCACGCCCCUCCCACCACUACCCACGGCCCGCCCACUACCAGGAAGGCCCCCCCAGGCACGCCCACACCCCCGCCCCUGCUAAGCGCCGCCAAGGGAACAGAAGAGAGUCGGAAAAUGGUUAUGAAUAUGUGAACCUUAACGAGAUUAACAGGAUCGGCGACGCGUCAGUCCGUCUAUUCGCUCAAAUCGUGCAGGGAAUGGACGAAAACCACCAACACCCUGAUGAAUUUUACCGCUACCCUGACGAAGACAAUACCAUUACACGACGGCGCCUUGACCAACACCCACGCCCACGCCCACACCCACACCCCACACACACCCACCAGUACCAGAACCCUGAGACAAACUACCAGACGUAUGCACAGGAAGAGUACCACAGUGGAAACUACAAGUACCCUUACCAAUCUGAAGGAAACACCGAAGGAUAUUCACUUGAGGAACUCCACUGGUACCCUGGGCAAAGGAAUGACGCUAAGGACACAGAGGAGGACUUCAAGGACGUCCCUCACCCUUACAGAAAGAAGAAGAGGUUUACAUGACUGAUUUCCAAGGUGGGAGCAUUGAGCAAUCUCCCAGUCAGUCCAGCAGUCAGUCUGAGUUAUCCAGUCAGUCUCAGUCACCCAGUCAGUCAGCCCAGCAUGCAGUUAAGGUGUCUGAUUUUCCUUACGAGUUUCAUAAAGAGGAUUAAGGUGUUCAGGGGUGUUUAAAGGGUGUUUGGGGUGUUUAAAGAGUGUUUAGGAGUGUUUGAAGGGUGUUUGAAGGGUGUGUGUGUGUGUGUGUGUGUGUGUGUGUGUGUGUGUGUGUGUGUGUGUGUGUGUGUGUGUGUGUGUGUGUAAAUAUGUGCUUUUCUCAUGUGCACGUGUGUGUUUAUAUUCUGAUGUGCGUUUUAUUUUUGGAAAGACAAGCUCUCUCUCUCUCUCUCUCUCUCUCUCUCUCUCUCUCUCUCUCUCUCUCUCUCUCUCUCUCUCUCUCUCUAAAA
Molecule: messenger RNA, 2042 nt
Organism: Portunus trituberculatus (swimming crab)
Lineage: Eukaryota; Metazoa; Arthropoda; Malacostraca; Decapoda; Portunidae
Exons: 6
Coding region: 181-1602 (473 amino acids)
Source: RefSeq, a predicted model, not a curated record